AUGGCUGUAAACCUGUGUGCUUUGCUCUGUAUCCUUAUGCUUUUAGCAUGUUUUACUCAACCAAAACCUCAUGAUGAUCUACCAUUACGCUCAAUGGAUAUAAGAGAUCCAAACAUUGAUGCAGUGUGGUAUAAAGACAGAGGAAUACGACCUGUUGGGAGAUUUGGCCGAAGAAUGGCACAAAAAGGUGAAGGAUCAUAUUUUGGAAGGCACAGGUUCUGCUAUCCAAAGGUCCUGGCUGUGGACUGACAAUUAACAUAAAUUGAUCUGCAUCUGUUCUGUGAGAACUUAUUUCAAUGCCUCUUUGGCUCCAAUACAUUUCAUUUCAAAACUGGACAUAUUAAUUCAAUUUUCUUCUGUA
Messenger RNA from Carassius gibelio (silver crucian carp), 361 nucleotides. RefSeq names its product prolactin releasing hormone (gene prlh). NCBI's taxonomy places the organism in Eukaryota, Metazoa, Chordata, Actinopteri, Cypriniformes, Cyprinidae. The transcript has 2 exons. Gene Ontology annotation, molecular function: prolactin-releasing peptide receptor binding; neuropeptide hormone activity. The record is from RefSeq and is a predicted model, not a curated record. Gene Ontology annotation, biological process: feeding behavior; response to peptide hormone; G protein-coupled receptor signaling pathway. Bases 1 to 249 code for a protein of 82 amino acids.